AUGUCUUCUGCAUCAGUCGCGGACGAAAUAGAUGAGGCGCAAGAACGACAACACUUUCGCGCCGUUGUCACCGCUUUCAAAUAUUAUAAGUUAUGCAGUUUAGAUAGAAUACAAAAAUCUGAAAAAAUAAUAUCCAUACUGCCACAAAAUCAUCAACGACGUUUAGAAAAAUAUAAGACUUACCUCGCAAAGUUCAAGAAAUGUCUUGAUGUGAAUAACAGUGUUGUUCAUUUAAUCAUCACAGAUGUUGAUACAAUGUUUGAAAAUGUUGAUCAUACAGUUACUAACACAUCUGGAACCAAUGGAACUGAAAGUUUUGGAUGUAAUUACAAUAAUUGUGAGAUCGCAUCACAGAAGCAGCAUAAAAUGCAGCAUGAUGUCGAAAAGGUACAGUCAGUUCUAAAGAACAUAGUCCGUGAUUGGAGCGACAUGGGAGCUGCUGAACGGGAGCAGUGCUAUAAACCUGUGUUGGAUGAGAUGGAGGAAAGAUUUCCGCCUGAUGAAUACAAUGACCGUACUCAGAUCCGCGUACUGGUCCCGGGCGCGGGGCUCGGUCGGCUCGCGUGGGAGAUAGCAGCCCGCGGCUACACGUGCCAGGGAAACGAGUUCUCAUUGUUUAUGCUGUUCGCCAGCAACUUUAUACUCAAUAGAUGUAAUGAGGUGAACAAGUACACCGUGCACCCGUGGGUGCACCAGUACGUGAACAACGUGACGUGCGAGCACCAGCUGCUCGCCGCGCGCUUCCCCGACGUGUGUCCCGCCGGGAACAGGCCCAACCCUAAUUUCUCCAUGACGGCUGGAGACUUUUUAAAGGUGUAUACAGAGGCUGAUGAGUGGUCAUGCGUGGUCACCUGUUUCUUCAUAGACUGUGCACCAAAUGUGAUAGAGUUUAUAGAGAGAAUAUACACUAUACUACAACCUGGCGGUUACUGGAUCAAUUUAGGUCCUCUUUUGUAUCAUUAUAGUGACAUGCCAACUGAGAACAGUAUUGAACCGCCGUACGAUAUCUUGCUAGAGGUUAUUAGAGACAUAGGAUUCGAUAUAUUGAAAGAACAAACAGGUGUCAAAACGAAAUACGCCCAGAAUCCAAACUCGAUGAUGCAACACGAAUACGACUCGGUAUUCUUCGUGUGUCGGAAACCUUACUGCAUGUAG
Arctia plantaginis is the source of this 1155-nucleotide messenger RNA. Lineage: Eukaryota; Metazoa; Arthropoda; Insecta; Lepidoptera; Erebidae. The record is from the annotation of a GenBank genome assembly.